Molecule: messenger RNA, 760 nt
Organism: Hevea brasiliensis (rubber tree)
Lineage: Eukaryota; Viridiplantae; Streptophyta; Magnoliopsida; Malpighiales; Euphorbiaceae
Exons: 4
Coding region: 105-398 (97 amino acids)
Source: RefSeq, a predicted model, not a curated record
UUUGCCCAAACUUAAUUACGUACAAAAUCAGCUCUGCGACGGGUCAAUUGGCGUGACGGGCCAAGAGCUGUGAUAACGGAAGAAUUUUGAAGAAACGAUGCGAGAUGGGUUUUAUUAAGAGAGAAAAGAAAGCUCCAUCUUCUUCUUCUUCUUCUUCAACAUCGCCAUGUGCUCAUCUCAGAGCUGCUUACUACAAUUGCUUCAACAGGUGGUACUCAGAGAAGUUUGUGAAGGGUAAAUGGGAAAAGGAGGAAUGCGUUUCUGAGUGGCAGAAAUAUAGAGCAUGCCUCUCUGAACAUUUGGAUGAUAAACAUCUGAGUCGCUUCUUGGAAGCUGAAAUCAUUCCAGCUGAUUUGGCAAAUCCAGUUGAUGGUGCUGCUGCUGGUGUUCCCCAGUAACUUACAUUGUUCUAUCUCUAAGUAGUAAACUAUAGAACAAAUUAAAGAUAAUUACCUAUGCUUGCUUUGCGUAGCAGUAUGUCCAUCUAAGCUACCCCUGGUUCUGUUCUUAUCUGCAAUUUGUGAGGCAGGAAAGUGUCCUGGAGUAGCGUUGAUGGAGAUUGAAGCCUACAGUUGAUUCUUUGUAGAUGGGUAUGGUAGAAUUGUUUCAUUUAUGGUAAGUGAGAUUUUUAGUUCAAGGAAAUCCUCGAGUAAUGUUGAGAAACUUUGUUCCAUAUUAAUUUAGGGCUUGUUCUUGUAACACUUCACAUUUUUGGUUUUUGCUGCUUGAAAAACUAACUUCAAGCACUUGGACUGCAAAA